AUGGCUGUUGGAAAGAACAAGCGGUUGUCGAAGGGCAAGAAGGGCUUGAAGAAGAGGACCGUGGAUCCCUUCUCUCGCAAGGAUGAAUACUCCGUCAAGGCUCCUUCCACUUUCCAGAUCCGAGAUGUCGGAAAAACCCUUGUCAACCGAACCACCGGUUUGAAGAACGCCAACGACUCCUUGAAGGGACGUAUCUUCGAGGUCUCGCUCGCUGAUCUCCAGAACGACGAAGACCACGCUUUCCGCAAGGUCAAGCUCCGUGUCGACGAAGUCCAGGGCAAGAACUGCCUCACCAACUUCCACGGCUUGGACUUCACAUCCGACAAGCUCCGCUCCCUCGUGCGCAAGUGGCAAUCCUUGAUCGAGGCCAAUGUCACCGUCAAGACCACCGACGAUUACCUCCUCCGUCUUUUCGCCAUUGCUUUCACCAAGAGACGCCCCAACCAGAUCAAGAAGACCACAUACGCUGGUUCUUCUCAGAUCCGCGCUAUCCGCAAGAAGAUGACCGAGAUCAUCCAGCGUGAAGCCGCCAGCUGCACCUUGUCCCAGCUCACAACCAAGCUCAUCCCCGAAGUUAUUGGACGGGAGAUUGAGAAGUCCACCCAGGGCAUCUACCCUCUCCAGAACGUUCACAUCCGCAAGGUCAAGCUCCUCAAGUCCCCCAAGUUCGACCUCGGUGCUCUCUUGAACUUGCACGGAGAAUCCACAACCGAUGACCAGGGCCACAAGGUGGAGCGGGAAUUCAAGGAGACCGUCUUGGAGAGUGUUUGA
Messenger RNA from Talaromyces marneffei, 771 nucleotides. RefSeq lists its product as uncharacterized. The transcript has 5 exons. Bases 1 to 771 code for a protein of 256 amino acids. Gene Ontology annotation, biological process: translation. Gene Ontology annotation, cellular component: cytosol; ribosome. Gene Ontology annotation, molecular function: structural constituent of ribosome. The record is from RefSeq and is a predicted model, not a curated record. Lineage: Eukaryota; Fungi; Ascomycota; Eurotiomycetes; Eurotiales; Trichocomaceae.